AUGCCGGUGGGACCGCCAAUCCAACGGCUUUCAGACGACCUACUGUCGAGAAUAAUCUCACUGCUCUCUAGAUCCGACGGUCAGUUGAGCCACGCUAGCGUCUGCCAGCAGUGGCACGACAUCGCGUAUCGCGUACAAGACAGCAUCUGCUUGAGCGCGGACCGCUUCCUGGAUACGCGUCAGCUACUUCCUCAGCUUUCACGGUUCGUCAAUCUCAAAAAGAUCGACCUCUCCGCUGGCAGCCUGAAAGCCGUCUCCGAUGAUCUUCUCUGCUGCCUCUCCGACACGUGUCACAAUCUCACCGAUUUUCGCGUCGCUUUUCACAAGCCAGACUCGUUCGGUCAAUCCGACAGCAGCGGAGUUUUUACGGAGGACGGACUUUCCCGCCUUUUCACCAACUGCACUCGUCUGCAAGACCUUCAUCUGCACUGCCCGGAUCAUCUCACCGCCAUUCCUCCUUCCAUCGACCAUCUCGCUUCUCUCACGAAUUUUCAUCUCCAGGCCGAAGGGGUCGAGAUUCUGCCCGAUACGUUCACCUCGUUACAAUCACUCCGACACCUGGUGCUUCGCUUGGCCAAGCUGGAAGAUUUUCCGCAGAAUCUCGAAAAUCUGACUCUUCUGGAGUCGCUGGUUCUCGAAGACUGCGCGUCGAUGGUGCCAAUCCCGGAAUCGAUUGAGAAACUUGCGAAUUUACACCGUCUUUCCUUCAUCGGCUUUUGGUUGCUUCGGCUGCCCGAUUCUCUUUCCAACCUUUCAUCCCUGGAGUUCCUGGAGAUUCGAAAGUCUGUAAUCGUUCAAAAGCUACCCGCGAAUCUCGUGCACCUUCACGCGCUGGAAACUCUUCACCUGCAGGAUAUAUUCAAAACGCCCGACCUGACCGAGUCUCUCGGGCAGCUACAGCGGUUAAAGCGUUUUACUAUGAUCAACUGCCUUACCAUUUCGUCUCUGCCUCGGGAUCUCAUCCGUCUUCCUUCACUCACGGAUCUCGACCUAUCCCUUCCAGAACUUUCCGAGCUGCCCGCCGAAAUCGGUCAGAUAUCAAAGCUUCAGACGCUCGCGCUGACUGACGUUAAGAACGUUACCAGCCUUCCUGAUUCCAUCUCCCUAGCCACUUCGCUCCAAAAGCUUUCCCUCAACGGUCUCGUUAAUUUGACUUCUCUGCCCGAGGAAUUCGGGCAGCUGGCCGCUCUAGAGACACUCCACCUGGAUGCCCUUCCGCAGCUCACACACCUGCCUGAAUCCUUCGGGAACUUGACAAAUCUUCGAUACUUAAGAUUCAUGGUGUGUUACCAGCUGCAGCAGCUGCCCGAAUCCUUAUCCGCGUUAGUAUCCCUUGAGCACCUGAUUCUGUUAGAUUGCUGGCGGCUCACCUCACUACCAAGCAGCGUGGGAAACGGGCUGCCGAAUCUGCGCGAGUUAGAUAUUCUUUACUGCAGAUCUCUCACUGGCCUCCCUCCUUCAAUCUCCAACCUGUCUUCCCUCAAAUCCCUGAGCAUCAUGCGAGCAAGGCGUUUCACAGGCAAACUGCCCGAGGGGUUGGGCAGCUUGGGAAAGCUGGAGAAGUUAUUCCUACGUGACAUGCGCCAUCUGUCUGGCCUUCCUGCCUCUGUCUCCGGCCUUCUCUCUCUCACCAGCCUGGUGCUGAUAAACUGCCCGGAGGUAGAAUCUCUGCCUGAGGAUAUUGGACGGCUGGGAUCGCUCCAGGAGCUCAAGCUUUUGAAGCUGCAGCGCUUGGAUUGCAUCCCUGGGCGUUCGAUCAUGGACGUUGACGGUGACGGAGAGCAGCGGAUGCGGUUCAGCCUGGACGGAGAUUUCGACGACGGCCAGUUCAUUAACGGAGAGUUCUUCUCCUCGUCGCGCCGUCAGGGCCGUCAGCAGACCCGCGACGACGUCCUGUACGGUGUCUUUAACGAAGCAUCUGAUGACGAGGAUGACGACGAUGAAGGAUUCGGCGGUGGGGGUAAGAGACGGAGGAAGAAGCGUCGCGGAAAAGACGAUCUGAUGGGAAAAGGCGAUUUUACGAAACCCGUUUGGGAGCCAGGGGGGAGGCGCAAGGAGGAGGAGGAGGAGGAGGAGGAAGAGGAUCACUUAGCGAAGACGGCUUUCGGUCAGCGGCUAAGGGAGCGAGCGGAGCAGAGGAGGGAGAUGGAGAGGGAGCGAGCGAAGCAGGAGAAGCAGGAGGCGUCGUUUUUCGCGCAGCAGAAGGCGACUAGAGGGGUUGCAGGCGGUCUGUUUGGUUCUGGUGGUGGAGGAGGGGGAGGGAAGGGUGCUGCUCACGGCGUGGGAGCGUUCGAGAAGCACACUAAAGGAAUAGGGAUGAAGCUUUUAGAGAAGAUGGGGUACAAGGGCGGCGGGCUGGGUAAAAACCAGCAGGGUAUAGCGAAGCCGAUAGAAGCGAAGCUGCGGCCGAAGAACAUGGGCAUGGGCUUUAACGACUUCAAGGAGAAAGAAGUCGGGUUACCACCCCCGCCGUCCGGGAAAGACGGGGAGGUGGUGGGAGCGGAAGGGGAGGGGGGAGUGGCGGUGGAGGUAGUGGAAAAGAGGGGGCGGGAGAAGCUAUGGAAGAAGAAAUUCGCGGGGAGGAGGAAGGAGUAUAAAACUGCUGCGGAAUUGCUGGAAGAGAAGCAGGCGGAGGGGCGGGAGGUGACUCAGACGAUCCUGGACAUGCGUGGAGCUCAGGUCCGCGUGUUGACGAACAUGGACCGGUUGAACGAGGAGCAGAAGCUUCAGGAGGACGACACGCCGAUGCCCGAGCUGCAGCACAACCUGCGACUCGUGGUCGACCUAGCAGAGGCAGACAUUCAAACCAUCGACAAGCGCCUAAGGUUCCAACGAGACUCGCUCACCGCUCUCAAGCACGAGCGCGACCGCACGCAGCAGCGCAUGCAGCAGCAGGCGCAGCAGCUGACAGACCUCCAAAGGAUCGUCGGCGUGCUGGAGAAUGUUUUAUCGUCUGCCCCUCCCCCGCUGCCGCCCCCGUCGACGGCAAGUGCUGAAGCCCUCGCGCAGGACUCGCACGCGAUUGCGACAUCUGUCGCGACGCCAUUGGCCGCGCUGCGGAGGCUGAGGGAGCAGCAUCCCGAGGAGUUCAAGAUGUAUAACGUCUCGGCGGUGGCGUUAGGGUUUGUGCUCCCCCGUCUCGCUCCGCUUUUCCGCACCUGGAACCCCCUUGCUCACCCGUCGCACGGCCACGCUGUGCUAUCCUCCUGGCGCUCCGUGUUAGCACGAGACAUAGGAGGAAGAGGAGGAGCGAAGGGAGGAGGAGGCGAGAGUGAGGAGGACAAUGGGGCGAUUUUUGCUGACGUGGCACUGGCUGAUUCGGUGGCAGAUCCGGGAGCAGCAGCAGGAGGGGUGGGAGGGGCACCCGCUGAGAUGGACCCAUACGCUCGCCUAGUCGCGGAUCUCGUGCUGCCAGCUGUCAGAUCCGCAGUGGUCAAUCUCUGGGAGCCUCGGGAACCCGAGCCUCUCCUGAACUUUCUUGACACGUGGCGCGCUCCCGUGCUGCCAUCUGUCCUCCUGAGAACGAUCCUGGCCCACCUGGUGUUCCCGAAGCUGGCAGCCACGGUGGAGGCUUGGGACCCGAGGCUGGAAACCGUACCUGUCCACCAGUGGCUGCACCCGUGGCUGCCGUACCUAGGGUCCCAGCUCGAGACCCUCUACCCAACCAUACGCUUCAGGCUCGGAUCUGCCCUCACCGCAUGGCACCCAUCCGAUUCGUCCGCUCUUGCAAUGCUGGCGCCGUGGAAAUCUGUGUUUGACGCUGCAAGCUGGGACACUCUAGUGAGUCGAUCCAUCGUCCCGAAGCUUAUACACUUACUGCAGACUGAGUUCUUAGUGAAUCCGCAGCAGCAGCAGCUGGAGCCGUUUCAUUGGGCCAUGUCGUGGGCCGGUGUGGUCCCCACGCGCCACCUCAUCGCCUUGCUGGACACGGCAUUCUUCCCGCAGUGGCACCAGGUGCUCUACCAUUGGCUGUGCGCAAACCCUAAUUUCGAUGAGGUCACCAGAUGGUAUCUGGGUUGGAAGGCGCUUUUUCCUGCUGAGCUUUUGAGCUCGGAAAGGGUGCGGCAGCAAUUGAAUGUCGCUUUAGAUAUGAUGAAUCAGGCUGUAGAGGGGAUGCCGGUUUUGCAACCCGGCGUGAAGGAGAACGUCUCUUACUUAAGAGUUUCGGAGCAGCAGGCAUUUGCCGAUGGGUCUAGAACGUACGGUGACUUAUCAGGGCGCAGCGCUUACUCUCCGAAACGUCAGCUUUCUGUUGUGUUACUUAUCGUAGCUAUCCUGGAAGCGGGCUUCCUCGUGGUGUUCUCGCCUCCCGUCAAAGCACAGGCGGUCGCAGACUCUCAGAAACCUGCUCUUCAAGUUAUCUUGAACGCAUGGGGUCAGUCCCUGCAGCUGAGCCAGACGUGGUUCGUCGCAUCAGACUGUUCGCAAUGGCUCGGUCUCACUUGCAACUCGCUUGGCGAGGUCAUUUCUCUAGAGUUCCCGGGACGAACUGAGCUCCGAGGAGCUUCGAUUCCGGCCGCCGUGACGCAGCUCACGGCCCUUCAGAAAUUGUCCCUGGACCACACCCUGCUCGUUGGCGAAAUCCCUGCUGACAUCGGAUUCUUAACUGCGCUGACGAAUCUGUCGCUUAGCGGAAACGCCUUGACUGGUGGGCUUCCAAUCAGCAUAGCCAGUCUGGUUAAUCUGCGUUCACUGGAUGUAAGUUCAAACCGCUUGACCGGAGACAUUCCUAACGUCUUCAGUGGGCUCACUGCUCUCACCAUCCUAGCCCUCGGGUCCAAUGGCUUCACUGGAGUCUUUCCACCUGCUCUCCUCAGCCUUUCCCAACUCCAGUUCCUGCUUGUGGGAGACAAUCAGUUCUCCGGUUUUCUUCCGGAGAGUAUCGUCGGCCUGCAAUCCCUCGUCGCAUUGGACGUCAGCCGCAAUCAAUUUUAUGGCAACCUACCCGCCGCGCUUGGAGCUUUUACCGGCCUCGUCUUUCUUGACGUCAGCAACAACCAGUUCAGCGGAACUCCUACCUCCUCCUUCGCCUCUGCUUCGCUCGCAAACACCGCUCAGGCAACCUACGAUCUGAGCGGAAAUUUUUUCAGCAGCCUUCCGGCUGGCUACACCGCGCAGUCUGCGGAUUUCUGCCCGUCGAAUCUUGAGGGGGCUUUCGCGCAGGCGAAUCUCGCCCAGUUCGGCGCGUCAAAGUCCAGCAGCUUGAGGGAAAAUUGUUUUCUGGGGGGAAAUUGGAACGUUUCGGAACAUUUCAAUAAUGGGAAGGGCAAGAGCAACAAGAAAGAUCCGAAGAAGUUUGCGGGGAGCAGUGGGGGAAGCGCUAGCGCUGGGACUGGUUGCAGCGUUGCCGCGCAGCGCAGAUCGAUUGAAUGCGUGGCGUUUUGCGGAGCCGCUCUUCCCGCGGGUGCUUGCGGCGGCCUCGGAUAUUGCACUCUUUCCCAACCGUCUCUCACCCCUGCGUGCAUCUGUUACGACGGGAUGUACAAUGUUACGCUGUCGGUUAACGUGGGUGGUUAUACUGUUACAUACCCUUCGUGCUCGCCAUUCCAAAGCCCCGUCACCCCUCCACCGCCGCCACCAAGCGAUGACACCAUGCGGAAGCGGGACUCCCGCGGUGCGAAAUUGGAUGGCGCAGCACUGAUCAGCGGGUCGUAUUACAACCAGUACUUCCGCCACAUGACAGUUGGAUUCACCGGAACCGUGGCGAGCCCGCAGUGGACCAUUCCCCCGACCGUUGACUGGACGUCCCGCAUCCCGUCUGCCCUUCUCGCCGCGAAGAACCAAGGCGCUUGCUCUGCAUGUUGGAUCUUCGCCCCCGUGGCUGCGAUUGAAGCAGCCUACGCCAUCACCUACAACCUCUCCCCGCCCAACAUAUCUGAGCAGAAGGCGAUUGACUGCCAGGGCACGUGGUCGUGCGACGGAGGCAAGCCUGACGAUGCCUUUAACUACGUUGCGGCCAGCGGCGGACUGCCCGCCUCUGAUAGCUAUCCUUACACGGGCAUUCUCAACUACGGCACGUGCAAGAUCUCUGCUCGCUUCCGCGUCCGCCGCCUCCUUUCCACUGAUGAUGCCGCCUCUACCACCACUGACACCGCUAACACUGUCCCCGCCCACCACUCCCGCAUGCUCGCUAUCUACAAGCCCGCUGGCGCGUCCUCGGUUCCUGCCACAAUGCCAUCCGCUCCCUAUUCCAUCUCCAUGUUUGAAAGCAUCGGCGUGACCGGGUGGCUUGGAAUCGCCCUCGCCGUUCAAAGGCAGCCUGUUGUGGUUUACAUUGAUGCACGCUCAGACUCUUUCAAGGCGUACACUGGCGGGUUUGUGUACAAAGAUCCUGGCUGUUACGGCUCAGGGAUUGUUGACCACUUGGUGGUGGUCGUGGGGUUCAACAUGAUGGAUGCGGUGCCGUACUGGAUCGUCCGCAACUCGUGGGGUCCUUCGUGGGGCGAGAACGGCUACAUGAGGAUUGCGAUUGCAGGCGGCGCGGGGAUCUGCGGGAUGAACACGAUGCCCGGCCUUUACCCCGUUCUUUCAACCCCUGACCCAUGCAAGCCCAUCAACCCGUGCGGGGGGGGUACUUGUACGUCCACUCCGACCAAUAAGAGCCAGCGCAACAAGUGCACGUGCACUGCUGGGUUCAUUGCUGUCACCAACCUCGACAAGACCCAGACCUGCGCCCUCGCCAAGGUGUGCACGUUCUUUGCGGUCAACCCAUGCGGCUUCGGCACAUGUGUCGACGACAGCAAGGGCGGGUACACCUGCCUCUGCUCCUUGGGUUACACCUCCGGUUCUCUCACCGACGGCAGCCCCACUUGUGUGCCGGGCUCACUUGUGUCCAAGGUCGUUCUGCCAACUGCCAUGUCUUGUGGCUUAGUACGCACUACCUACCAGCUUUCCAAGAAGGAUUUUACGCUUCUCAACCCGAAGCUCAAGUGCGCUGGUAACUUCCCUGCUGGCACAACCAUUGUCAUCCGCAGUGCUGGCACUUCUGCUGCUACGUUGGGCUGUGUGGUCCCCUACACGAUUGCUCAGGGCGACACGUGUGCAUCUAUUGCCACACUCUUUAAUGUGACUCAGGCGUACCUCAAUGUUGCCAACCCAGACUUGGAGUGCAACGCUCUCACACCAGGCCAGCAGAUCUGCGUACAAACAGGGACUCCGCAGGUGCAGAGCUGCACCAGUUACUACACUGUCAGCCCAGGCGAGACCUGCAGUGACGUCAUGAUCAAUACCUAUCCUGCAAUCAGUGCUACGCAGCUGUACCAGUACAACCCGGGGCUUAUCUGCUCUUCUGACUCAUCGCAGCGGCUUGUGGGGCAAGAUGUCUGUGUGGAAUCUGUAGUGGUGGGAGCAACAACUUGUUACUAUGGCACCUACACUGUCGUGAGUGGUGACACUUGUUCGAGUGUAGCCUGCAAAGUCUUCCGGUGCUCUUUCUCGCUCAUGUAUUACUACAAUCCUGGAUGGUCAUGCACCAGUUCUUCACUCUAUGUCGGGAAGGUGCUCUGCAAGCCGAGGCCGUGGUAG
Closterium sp. Yama58-4 is the source of this 7524-nucleotide messenger RNA. The record is from the annotation of a GenBank genome assembly. Lineage: Eukaryota; Viridiplantae; Streptophyta; Zygnematophyceae; Desmidiales; Closteriaceae.